GGAGGGAAGGAGAGGGGCGGAGGGGACCUGGGGGGGGCUCCCAGGCUGAAAGGGGUCGCCCCCCAAAAAAAAAAAACCGGCUGCCCUGGAAGGAGGGGCAGGGAAGGCAUCGCGACAUUUUUCCGCUGGCAGUGCGCAGGGGCUGGGGGGGCCGGCUCGGCACCGCUCCCGGCAGCCGCUAUUUAUAAAUCCUCCCCCCCCCCCCUUCUCCGCUCAGCACCACCAGCAGCAGCAGCUCCAGCGCAACCUCUCGCCUUCCUCCGGCCCUUUUUCUCCGCCGGGGGGAGAGAAAAAAGAAGCCCCCCCGCCUCCCCUCCUCCCCAAAAAGGGGAUGCCCCGCUGAGCGCGCUCGCUCGGGGGGGGCCGGUGCGCGUGGGGGGAAAUUGGGGCGCAAAAAAAAAGAAAGAAAGAAAGAAAGAAAAAGAGAAACGGAGCCGGGCGAUGCGCAGCGAUGAUGAGGAUGAUGAUGCCCCGGCACAGGGCUUUCUCCGAGCCCGAAUGCUCGGCCGAAUAUUCGGCCGACUACUCGGUCAGCCUCCCCUCCGACCCCGAGCACGGCGUGGGGCGCACCCACGAAGUGACGGUGAGGAGCUCGGGGCCCUGCCUCUGCCUUCCCCGCUCGGCUCGCCUCACCUUCGCCCCCGAAUCCUUGGAGAACCUCUACCAGACUUAUUUCCGAAGGCAGCGCCACGAAACCCUGCUGGUGCUGGUGGUCUUCGCCGCCCUCUUCGACGCCUACGUCCUGGCCACCUGCGCCCUGGUUUACGCCGAGGACAAAUUGGCCCCGCUUUUGGUGGCGGCGCUCGGUUUGCUCGCCCAAGCUCUCCUCUUCGCCCUCUGCAAAUCCCGGCUGCUGCCCGAGCGGGCGGCUCGCCGUUUCCUCCCCUCGGUCCUCUGGGUCCUUAUUUUGGCCCAAAUUUUCUGCUACUUGGGGCUGGGCUUCUCCCGCUCGCCCGAGGCCAGCGACACGGUGGGCUGGCAGGCGUUUUUCGUCUUCUCCUUCUUCCUCACGCUGCCGCUGCGCCUGGCGCCCAUCGUGCUCAUCGCCGCCGUCUCCUGCGGCGUCCACACGCUGGUGCUCGGCGUCACCGUCGCCCAGCAGCGCCAGGACGCCCUGGAUGAGGGGGCCUUGCUCCGACAGCUCCUGUCCAACGUGGCCAUCUACCUGUGCGCCAUCACGGUGGGCACCAUGUCCUACUACAUGGCCGACCGCAAGCACCGCAAAGCCUUCCUCGAAGCCCGGCAAUCCCUCGAGGUCAAGCUCAACCUGGAGGAGCAGAGCCAGCAGCAGGAGCGGCUGAUGCUCUCCAUCCUGCCCAAGCACGUGGCGGACGAGAUGCUGAAGGACAUGAAGAAGGACCCGAGCCAGAAGGAGAUGCAGCAGUUCAACACCAUGUACAUGUACCGCCACGAGAACGUCAGCAUCCUCUUCGCCGACAUCGUGGGCUUCACGCAGCUCUCCUCGUCCUGCAGCGCCCAGGAGCUGGUGAAGCUCCUCAACGAGCUCUUCGCCCGCUUCGACAAGCUGGCAGCCAAAUACCACCAGCUGCGCAUCAAGAUCCUGGGCGACUGCUACUACUGCAUCUGCGGGCUGCCCGACUACCGGGAGGACCACGCCGUCUGCUCCAUCAUGAUGGGGCUGGCCAUGGUGGAGGCCAUUUCCUACGUGCGGGAGAAGACCAAGACGGCGGUGGACAUGCGCGUGGGGGUGCACAGCGGGACGGUGCUGGGGGGCGUUUUGGGCCAGAAACGUUGGCAAUACGACGUCUGGUCCACCGACGUCACCGUGGCCAACAAGAUGGAAGCAGGAGGCAUCCCGGGGCGCGUGCACAUCUCGCAGAGCACCAUGGACUGCUUGAAGGGCGAGUUCGAGGUGGAGCCGGGCGAGGGGGGCUCUCGCUGCGAGUACCUGAAGGAGAAGGGCAUCGUCACCUACCUCAUCGUGGUGCCCAAGCAGCCCCUGCGCAACGGGAUCAACGGGGUGAAGCUGUCCCUCACCUCGUCCCACGGCGGCUCCCCGCUGCUCGUCAACACCAAGGAGCGCAACGGCAGCCUCAGCGUGGCCUGCGCCACCCCCGACGAGGCCGAGGAGCCCGACGCCAGGGCCAGGGGCACCUUGGAGAGCGGGGAGGAGGAUGGAGAGGCGGUGAACCCCUCCUUCCCCAACCCGCGGCGCCGGCUGCGGCUGCGGGACCUGGCCGAGCGGGUGAUCGACGCGUCGCAGAACGAGCAGGAGCUCAACAAGCUGCUCAACGAGGCCCUGCUGGAGCGAGAAUCCGUCCAGGCGUUGAAGGGGAAGAGCACUUUUCGGCUCUCCAUGCGCUUCAUCGACCCCGAGAUGGAGACGCGCUACUCGGUGGAGAAGGAGAAGCAAAGCGGGGCCGCCUUCAGCUGCUCCUGCGUCGUCCUCUUCUUCACCGCCUUGGUGGAGGUCUUCAUCGACCCCUGGUUGGUGGCCAACUACGUGACCUUCGUGGUGGGGGAGAUCCUGCUGCUCAUCCUCACCCUCUGCUCGCUGGCAGCCAUCUUCCCCCGGGUUUUCCCCAAAAAACUCGUCGCCUUCUCCACCUGGAUUGACAGGACCCGCUGGGCGCGCAACACCUGGGCCAUGGCUGCCAUCAUCAUCGUCACCACGGCCGACAUCGUGGACAUGCUCAGCUGCUGGCAGGACUCCGGAGGGCUGGGCAACGGCACGGCAGCGGUGCCGCCGCGGCGGCCGGGGGGCUGCGGGGAGCAACCCAAAUAUUACAGCUACAUCGCCCUGCUGGCCCUGGUGGCCACCAUCAUGCUGGUGCAGGUCAGCCACAUGGUCAAGCUGACCCUCAUGGUGCUGAUCACCGGGGCGGCCGGCACCGUCAACAUCUACGCCUGGGGGCACAUCUUCGACCACUACGACCGCCGCCGGGGCCAGCAAAGCGCCAGGUCGGCGCUGGUCCCCUCCAAAUAUUCGAUGACAGCCAUGAUUUUCAUCGUGAUGCUCAGCUUCUACUACUUCUCUCGCCACGUGGAGAAGUUGGCCAGGACCCUCUUCCUUUGGAAAAUCGACGUCCACGACCAGAAGGAGCGGGUCUACGAGAUGCGGCGCUGGAACGAGGCCCUGGUCACCAACAUGCUCCCCGAGCACGUGGCCCGGCACUUCCUGGGCUCCAAAAAACGCGACGAGGAGCUUUACAGCCAGUCCUACGACGAGAUCGGCGUCAUGUUCGCCUCCCUGCCCAACUUCGCCGACUUCUACACCGAGGAGAGCAUCAACAACGGGGGCAUCGAGUGCCUGCGCUUCCUCAACGAGAUCAUCUCCGACUUCGACGCGCUCCUGGACGAGCCCCAAUUCCGCUGCAUCACCAAAAUCAAAACCAUCGGCAGCACCUACAUGGCCGCUUCUGGAGUCACCCCCGACGCCAACGCCAACGGCUACGGCGCCAAGAAGGAGACCCUGUCGGAUAAGGAGCGCUGGCAGCACUUGGCCGAUCUGGCCGAUUUCGCCUUGGCCAUGAAGGUGACGUUGAUGAACAUCAACUACCAGUCCUUCAACAACUUCAUGCUCCGCAUAGGCAUGAACAAGGGCGCCGUGCUGGCGGGCGUCAUCGGUGCCCGGAAACCCCACUACGACAUCUGGGGCAACACGGUGAACGUGGCCAGCAGGAUGGAGUCCACGGGCGUGAUGGGGAACAUCCAGGUGGUGGAGGAGACCCACCUGAUCCUGAAGGAGUACGGCUUCCGCUUCGUGCGCCGCGGGGCCAUCUACGUCAAGGGCAAAGGGGAGCUGCUCACCUUCUUCCUCAAGGGCCGGGAGAAGCAAGGCUCCUUCGUCAACGGCUCGUCCGUCACCCUGCCCCAUCAGGUGGUGGACAGCUCCUGAGGGGCUUGGAGCCCGGCAGCCA
Anas platyrhynchos (mallard) is the source of this 3881-nucleotide messenger RNA. RefSeq names its product adenylate cyclase 3 (gene ADCY3). Gene Ontology annotation, biological process: cAMP biosynthetic process; intracellular signal transduction; adenylate cyclase-activating G protein-coupled receptor signaling pathway. Gene Ontology annotation, molecular function: adenylate cyclase activity. The record is from RefSeq and is a predicted model, not a curated record. Lineage: Eukaryota; Metazoa; Chordata; Aves; Anseriformes; Anatidae. Gene Ontology annotation, cellular component: plasma membrane.